GCAUCUUCUAAGCACUUAACGCGUCAAGUUACAACCCCACAUUCUACAUUCUGCACCGCAAACAUAUGCUAUGUUCCAAUCCAUUCACUGAACGUUUCUUUCUUUCCUUACUCACAUAUGUACGCACAAACUUCCAGCAAGCACCUACUAAUGUAGCAGGUAUCUAUUUAUUGCAUUCCACUUUGCAAUUCAUUCUUCCCUCCCAAUUCAUCCUCUUUCACCGGCAAACGACCAAGUACUCCACUCUCCUUGUCUUAACUAGAAAGUCCAAUCCAAUCAACCAAGAUGGGCCGCACCAAGAACCUUAAGCGAUCGCGUCGCGAUUACGACGAGGACAACGAUGUUUCAAGCGACCAGGGAGUCAAAAGUAGCAGCAAGGCUAACAAGAAGGCCAAAACCCCCAACAACGCUGACUCUGGCAGAGAUGAUGAAGGCAAUUCUUUCUGGAGCCUGGGCGGUACCCGUAGAGCAACUGUCAGCACUUUCAAGGGUAAAACGUAUAUCAACAUACGUGAGUACUAUUCCGAUGCCUCUGGCACUUUCAAGCCAGGAAAGAAGGGCAUCAUGUUGAGUCCCGAACAAUACAACAAGCUCCUCGAAGCUAUCCCAUUCAUCAACUCCGAGCUACGAGGCAAGGGUCACGAGACGCCAGACGUCGCCAGUGCGCCUGCUCCUAAGUCUCCCGAGAAGGCAAAGUCGAAGAAGACUAAGAAGACCAAGUCCAACAUCGAAGCUACCAGCGACGAGGAAGAUGAUGAGGACGACAAGAAAGAAAAGCAGCAGGCUUCUUCAUCGGAGGAGGAUGAGGAGGAAGAGGACUAAGUGUUAUCCUCGAGGGCUUGCAAUAUUGGAAACGACUGCCUUCGCGAUGCAUACCGAAGUUUAGUCAAUGACAAUUUUCAGGCGGGACAGACACUUUGAAUGUCUAUUACGAAAUACACGCCAGGGGUUCAUGGGCAGGAUCUCUAGCUACUUUUAGGCUGGCUUUAUUUUCCUUGCAGAAUCAUGGGGUGAUUUUCGUCGAUACCCAUUGCUCCUUUGAGUUGAUUUGAGGACAUUACUGCCCUAGUAUGUAGCUACCUAGUGUAGGGUAUGCUAUUAAUGAUUAACGUCAUCCCUUCUAUGUACAUAAACUUCAACCCGUGUUACAGAGUACCUACCUACAUAGCAGUACUUUCACAAUACUGGUUCAAUUUGAUACCCACUAACAGUA
Molecule: messenger RNA, 1213 nt
Organism: Hypoxylon fragiforme
Lineage: Eukaryota; Fungi; Ascomycota; Sordariomycetes; Xylariales; Hypoxylaceae
Product: PC4-domain-containing protein
Exons: 3
Coding region: 286-822 (178 amino acids)
Biological process (GO): positive regulation of transcription initiation by RNA polymerase II
Molecular function (GO): DNA binding; transcription coactivator activity
Source: RefSeq, a predicted model, not a curated record